Vitis riparia (riverbank grape) is the source of this 628-nucleotide messenger RNA. RefSeq names its product protein TIFY 5A-like. Gene Ontology annotation, biological process: response to wounding; regulation of jasmonic acid mediated signaling pathway; regulation of defense response. Gene Ontology annotation, cellular component: nucleus. Bases 92 to 463 code for a protein of 123 amino acids. The transcript is spliced from 3 exons. The record is from RefSeq and is a predicted model, not a curated record. NCBI's taxonomy places the organism in Eukaryota, Viridiplantae, Streptophyta, Magnoliopsida, Vitales, Vitaceae.
UUUACCCUUCCUUCAUCCCCAUUCAUUUCUCUUCCUGCACUCCAAAUAUUCAAGCAAUUAACACAAGGUUUCAGCCCUUCAAGGAUCAAAGAUGAAGAGCAGGAACUGCAAUUUGGAACUAAGCCUUCUUCCCUCCACUGCUUACCGUCACAAAAUGAUGAUGGAGAUGGGAAGAGGAAGCCCACAAGAGCAGCAGCAGCAGCAACAGCAGCAGCUGACCAUUUUCUAUGACGGGAGGGUUUGCGUAUGUGAAGUUACAGAGCUUCAGGCUAGAGCCAUAAUACUGACUGCAAGUAGAGAAGUGGAGACGAAAACCCCAACUGCCUCAGACGUGACCAUGGUCUCGCCAUCUCUGCAAUCCCAGCUGUACAGCCCUACUGGCCUUUCAAUGAAGAGAUCGCUGCGAAGCUUCCUCCAGAAGCGAAAAAAUAGGAUUGAAGCCACCUCCCCAUACGGUCAUUAGUCUCUUCUCAGAUAUUACUAUCCAACGACUUUGAUUCAGUGGAGAGACGACUCAUCUUGUACAAUUUCCUCCCAUUCAAAGCACAUGUAAAUUAUGAACCAGGGUUUCCAAUGGGAAAAUUUGUACCUUCUUAAUUAAAAAUACCCUUUGAUUCCUUAGUCUUUA